Molecule: messenger RNA, 558 nt
Organism: Nematolebias whitei (Rio pearlfish)
Lineage: Eukaryota; Metazoa; Chordata; Actinopteri; Cyprinodontiformes; Rivulidae
Product: C-type lectin domain family 17, member A-like
Exons: 5
Coding region: 1-558 (185 amino acids)
Source: RefSeq, a predicted model, not a curated record
AUGGAGGAAACGUAUGCCAAUGUUGAAUUUACCAAACCUUUCUGUCACUUUUCAGAAGCAAAUCAAAGAGGUUCACGCAGCUCUGAGAAGAGGCUCCAUCCAGCCAUUAUUGUUUCUUUGGGGCUCCUGAAUGUUCUCCUGCUUGUUGGACUCAUCACCCUGGGUGUUCACUACCACGACUUGGAUGCAGAUCUCUCCACCACCAAAGAUAAUCUGACAUCCAUGACUGAAGAGAGAGACCUGCUGAAUGCCAACCUCACUGAGACGACUGAAGAACUCAUGAAGCUUCAAAGUUUGUUCAAACGAAAAAAAACAUGCCCUGCAGGAUGGAAGAUGUUCAGUUACUCCUGUUACUUCUUCUCUUCAACAUCUGCCUCCUGGGAUCAGGGCAGAGAGGACUGCAGGACCAGAGGAGCAGAUCUGGUGGUGGUCAACGAUGCAGAUGAACAGGAAUUUAUCUCUACAUUCAGCAACAAGAUUUACUGGAUCGGUCUGACUGACAAAGAAACAGAAGGAUCCUGGGAGUGGGUAGAUGGAACUCCUCUGGAUGUGACGUAA